AUGGCUGAUGAAUCAAGGAUUUGGCCCGGAGGUGUGGCCCUGCCCAGCCCAACUUCCUCCUCCCCAGCCAGGCCCCGGUGCCACAGCCUCCCUAUACCAGCUGUCCUCAGGAGAGGCUGCAGUUUCUGGGGCCAGGGGGAAUGUGGGAACUUCAUUCGCCUCAUCCAGCCCUGGAAUCGGACACAUCUGUAUGUGUGUGGGACAGGUGCCUACAAUCCCGUGUGUACCUAUGUCAAUCGAGGGCGCAAGGCACAGGCGGUGGAGCUGACACACACCCUUCAGGCCAGAGGCCGGGGCAGCAGAGCCACGGAUGCCGCCGCUGUCAGCCCAACUGUGGCCACCCAGCACCAGGAUUAUAUAUUUUACUUGGAGCCGGAGAAACUGGAAUCAGGAAAGGGCAAGUGUCCUUACGAUCCCAAAGUGGACAGCGUCUCUGCCCUGAUCAAUGAAGAAUUAUAUGCUGGCGUGUACAUAGAUUUCAUGGGUACGGACGCGGCCAUCUUCCGGACCCUGGGCAAACAGACGGCCAUGAGGACAGAUCAGUAUAACUCUCGCUGGCUCAAUGAUCCUUCGUUCGUGCAUGCCCAGCUGAUCCCGGACAGCGCCGAACGGAAUGAUGACAAACUCUAUUUCUUCUUCCGAGAGAAAUCCACAGAGGCUCCCCAGAGCCCGGCCGUCUAUGCCCGAAUUGGCCGCAUCUGCCUGAAUGAUGAUGGGGGCCACUGCUGCCUGGUAAAUAAAUGGAGCACCUUCCUGAAGGCACGACUCAUCUGCUCUGUUCCUGGCCCUGAUGGCAUUGAGACCCACUUUGAUGAGCUACAGGACGUGUUUGUACAACAAACCCAGGAUGUGAAAAACCCCGUCAUCUAUGCUGUCUUCACGUCCUCAGGCUCUGUGUUCAGGGGUUCUGCAGUCUGCGUGUACUCCAUGGCCGAUAUCCGCAUGGUGUUCAACGGUCCCUUUGCCCACAAGGAGGGACCCAACUACCAAUGGAUGCCUUUUACGGGCAAGAUGCCCUAUCCUCGCCCUGGCACUUGUCCAGGGGGGACCUUCACACCAUCCAUGAAGUCAACCAAGGAUUACCCAGACGAGGUCAUUAACUUCAUGCGUACCCACCCCCUGAUGUUCAACGCAGUGUACCCCCUGCAGCGCCGGCCUCUGGUGGUCAGGACCAACGCCCGCUACCGCUUUACCACCAUUGCUGUGGAUCAGGUGGAUGCGGCAGACGGGCGCUAUGAGGUGCUUUUCCUGGGCACAGAUCGAGGCACUGUGCAGAAAGUCAUCGUGUUGCCUAAGGACGACAUGGAGACGGAGGAGCUGAUGCUGGAGGAGGUCGAAGUUUUCAAGGUUCCAGCCCCCAUUAAGACAAUGACCAUCUCCUCCAAGCGGCAACAACUGUAUGUGGCCUCUGCUGUGGGCGUAACCCACCUGGGCCUGCAUCGCUGCCACACCUAUGGGGCUGCCUGUGCCGACUGCUGUCUUGCCAGGGACCCCUACUGUGCCUGGGACGGCAAAUUCUGCUCACGCUACUCAGCUUCCUCUAAAAGACGUAGCCGCCGCCAAGACAUCCGCCAUGGCAACCCCAUUCGUCAGUGCAGGGGUUUCAAUUCCAAUGUCAAUAAGAACACAGUGGAGUCGGUGCAGUAUGGGGUUGAGGGCAGUGCUGCCUUCCUGGAGUGUCAACCCCGAUCCCCCCAGGCCACCACCAAGUGGCUUUUCCAAAGAGAUGCCAGUGACCGGAGAAAGGAGCUUCGAUCAGAGGACCGCAUGCUGCGGACCGAGCCUGGCCUGCUCCUUCGGGCCCUUCAGCUGAGCGAUGCCGGCCUCUACACCUGUACAGCCACCGAGAACAACUUCAAGCACGUGGUCACUCGUGUCCAGCUGCAUGUCCUCAGCCGAGAAGCCGUCCAUGCUGUGCUCUUCCCGCCGGGAGCUGCCGUGGCUGCCCUGCAGCCCCCUGGGGCUGACCCUGCAACGGCCGGUCUCAGGCCCCCCGCGCCUCCCUACCAGGAGCUGGCCCAGCUCCUGGCUCAGCCCGAAAUGGGACUUAUCAACCAGUACUGUCAGGGAUACUGGCGCCAUGCGCCCCCAAACCACAAAGAGGCUCCUGGGGGGCUCAAGACCCCUGAGCUACCAGACCAGAAAAAGCCUCGAAACCGUCGGAAUCACCAGCCGGACACAUGAAACCACCAUUGCUGCUGCCCCGCCCCCUGCAACCUUGGGGAGCCAUAAACGAUCUCAUCACAUCUCUAUUUUCCCACCAUCCCCUACCCCCAGGCCAUUACCCCCUCUCCCAUUUUAAUAUAAAAAGAUAUAUAUAUAAAUAUCUAUAUAUAUUAUAUAUAUAUAUAUACAAAGAGAGACACAUACACGUGCACACACACACACACACACACACACACACACACACACACACAUCCCUUUUAUCAGUAUUUAUUGGUAAGUCCUACAUAGUCCCUUGGGAUCAGAAGCCCAGGGCCAUCUCCAUCCUCUUCCCAGCCCCAACUUGUGGCAGAGAUUCAGGAUCUCAGACAAGGACUAGCUGCCCUGGUCUGCACAGAGAGAGCAUGAGCCCCAGCUGGGACUCAAGAAGGCCAGCUCCUCAGCCAACCAGUAUCCCCUGGACUUGUCAGCUGUGAGGAGACCCAAAAGCUUGGGGAAGGAUUGUCUCUAAGCAGUUGCAGGAUGACCACGGCCAGGACCAGAGCCACCUCUGGCCAAUAGCCACCCACUGCACAUCUUGGGGAGGGGGUGGUGGGUCUGGGCCGGGGCUGGGGAAACCAAAAUUCUGAGAAUGGAGCGUCAGUUUUCUCUCCCCCGCUCCCCAACUCAGGUUGGGGCACAGAUCUCGUAGGAGUACACACAGAGUUAAGCAUGUGCAGGGCAGGGCAGAGCAGGCAUGUGUGAGCAGGAAGGGGCCAAACCACUUUGGGGGCUGGUGGAGGACAGGACAAAGACAGAGAGGGAUGGGCUGGGUCAGGGUAUGGGGUUGGUCGCUGAUCAUUGGCCAAUAUGGCAUGGGCAUUUUGGGCUGGGGCUGGAAUGGGGAGUCCAGGGUCUGGGCCUAAGCAGGGACGGUGUACCCGUGGCCUGGGAGGAAACCAGAAGAGCAUCUCUAGGCAGGAGAGGAGGGCAGGGGGACCAGGAGGAGGUCGAGGAGGCCAUAGAGACUGAACUGUGUGUGAACUGAAGGGGCGAGGGCACAGUGAGCAGAGGAGAACAGGUGGGGGGAAUGAAUGUAGAGAGUCUAUGCCAGCCCUCCUCCCUCCCACCUCCGCUGAGCCGCAAGACGCCAGGUCCUGGGCUGCGCUGGGAAGAGCCCUACUUCCACCUGUGAGCCAGUGGGCCCUCCCCUGGGUCUUGCUAAGGGGCUGGUGGGAAGGUGCAGAGGGGGCAUUUUAGGAUAUUUAUUCUCUAUUUAUUGGGGGAGGAGGAAGGAAGGGCAGUCCACACAGACCCUCUCCCAGUUGCCCAAUCUUCCUUUAACCUUCCUGGACUGCUUCCUUCAGGGGGACUUUCAAGAGUCCAGUUAGUGGUUGGGCCUGCAUUUGUCAACCACGACCUUUUCCCAUUUCCCUGCCCUACAAGAAACUGUCUCUCCCGGGAAGCCCAGCCCCAAAGAGGGUGGCAAUGGGGGUAGCCUAAGGCAUACUGGGAUGGAAGAUCAUAACCCCUUCUCCCCUCCCGUGGGGGCCACCCUGGGGCUGUAAAUAGUUGUACAGGGAGACUUCGGGGGAGGGGGGAGAUGGGAGACAAGGGGCCUGAGCCAUGGGGUCAAGGGAAGUUCCUGUGGAUGGGAUUGCGCUAAUAAACACUGGUUCUGAUUAUAGA
Molecule: messenger RNA, 3831 nt
Organism: Vombatus ursinus (common wombat)
Lineage: Eukaryota; Metazoa; Chordata; Mammalia; Diprotodontia; Vombatidae
Gene: SEMA3F
Product: semaphorin 3F
Exons: 16
Coding region: 1-2184 (727 amino acids)
Biological process (GO): positive regulation of cell migration; axon guidance; semaphorin-plexin signaling pathway
Molecular function (GO): semaphorin receptor binding; chemorepellent activity
Source: RefSeq, a predicted model, not a curated record